This is a messenger RNA of Homalodisca vitripennis (glassy-winged sharpshooter), 2379 nucleotides long. RefSeq names its product zinc transporter ZIP1-like. The transcript has 8 exons. The record is from RefSeq and is a predicted model, not a curated record. Gene Ontology annotation, molecular function: zinc ion transmembrane transporter activity. Gene Ontology annotation, cellular component: plasma membrane. Lineage: Eukaryota; Metazoa; Arthropoda; Insecta; Hemiptera; Cicadellidae. Gene Ontology annotation, biological process: zinc ion transmembrane transport. The coding region runs from base 417 to 1496 and encodes 359 amino acids.
ACAAUAAAGAGCAGUUUGGUUCUGAUUUUGUUUUAUGUUGUACACUAUUUGAUUUGACAAAACGGAAUUUUUCAUAUUUUUUAUAUUUCGCUCUUGUGCUAAUGAAACUUGUCAUGUUCCUACGUGCAUGUCAUCUUUUCUUUUUCAACUACUGUGUUAUUUAGUUUUAUUUUAUUUUUGUUAUUCAUUAUUAUAAUAAAUAUUGUUUUAACCUACGAUUUUUACUGUCAGUCUGAUUUUUAAGUUUAGUAAGGCUAAGCGAGUCAUGUAGUUGUCUUGUAUAUAAAAAGUUAAAUUAUUUAGUAAGGACUCAAAGGCUCAUUUUUUAAAUUAUUAGUCCUUUACUCUUGCAAAAUUACUUGAAUAAUAUAAUCUAACCUCAAACUAAACUUCUGUACAGUUCAGUUUCAUAGAAAAUGGAAGUUUUUGAAAACUUGUCAGAGGAAUCAUGGACCACGGUGGUCAAGGGCAGUUUUGUCGUGGGAUUGUUUCUGUUUACUCUCAUGUUUGCACUUCUGCCGAUGAUUGUCAUCAAGAGCUAUCGCACUGAGAGGGACCCGGACAAACGGACACAGUACUCCAGACUGAUUGGUCUCUUGAACUGUUUUGCUGGAGGAGUGUUCCUUGGCACUGCGAUGUUGCAUCUCCUGCCAAACGUUAUUGAUAUGCUCAAUGAGGUGAAGUUGGAGACAAAAUUUCCAAUUGCAGAGUUCACAGUGGCAUUUGGAUUCCUGUUGGUUAUGGUCGUGGAGCAGACCGCUCUUGCAUGCAAGGAGCAGGAAGUGGACACUCUGAAUCCAAUUCAGAGACUCAAUCAGCGUGGACCUGUCAUAGACUCGGAAAUAUGUGGCCUUAGGCAAAGACAGACUGGGUGUUUUUUUGAGUCUUCAACUGGUUACGGGGCAGUAGAACACAUGACCGAUACUGGCUGCUCUACCGUCAGUCUCUCUGUGCACAAUCAAAACUGUGGAAACACCGCAAGAGCUUCGCAGGAACCGUCUGCAACUUAUCUACCUGAGACAGUCGAGCCGAAGCCCACGUCCUACUUGCGCUCAGUGUUGCUGCUCACUGUGCUCUCCCUGCACUCGCUAUUUGAAGGCCUCGCUAUCGGUCUCCAGAACAAUAUUGAGUCCAUCUUCAAUAUUUUUGCAGCAGUAAUGAUCCAUAAGCUGAUUGUGGCGUUCAGUGUAGGGCUAAGCCUGCUCCAGUCCAAGCUACACAUGGCCUCGGUGCUGUCCCUGGAUGUGCUGUUCGCCCUCAUGUCACCUUCUGGUCUUGUGUUGGGACUAUUUGUUGACACAUUUCAGUCCAGUCCGAGACAACAGCUGUUCUCAGGCAUGCUUCAAGGCAUCGCUUGCGGCACUUUUGUUUACAUCACCUGCUUUGAAGUUCUGCCUAAGGAGCUGACUCAAGGACGAGACCGAUUGCUGAAAUUGCUGACUCUCUUAGUCGGUUUUUCAGUCACCGUCGGAAUUAUCUUCAUUGAUGGCAGAUAAUUAACAAGUUUGCAGCAGCUAUUCAUUUAUAAGUCAUAAGUCUUCCUUAUAGCUUUAUAGCGUUAACAGGGCUUCUCUGUAAUUAGACUAUUAAUUAAGCCUAGUCAACCAUAGUUGUACAUUCAAAAUUACAGUUCUGUGUAUAAUUACUGAUUAUAAUCACUGCCAAUGAACAAACUGAGAUGCUAAUACUGUAGAUUUUAAAGUCGUUUGUAAAAAUAGGGUUGCUAUUUUCAAUGCUGUUUAUUUAUUACUAAAUGUAAUUGAUUUUAAAGCGAUUGUUGUCAAUUAUUAUUAUACAGUGUGAAGAAAUAGUAAAUUGAGACUAAUUGUCUUUCAUAGUUUUUAAUGCACAUACACUGAACUUGUGAAUAAUUUAGAUUAACAGAUUGUAAUGUUAUUACAGCUAGAAAUUUAAGUUGCCUCAACCAUUAUUUCAGUGUUUGAGGCAUUUCUCAACCUGUGAUUCAUAUAUUUCAAUUUACUGUAUAUAAAUGUAUAGCAUAGUAAGGCUUUAACCAACAGAAUCACCCUUAAAGUUCACCAAAGGGGUAAUGUACUGAUAAAUGUGUGAUAUUUUAAAACUAAAUGCAAGAACCUAUGUUUAUUUUAUAGUGUAUCAUGUUGGUGCUUGUAAAGUAAGAACUUGCCUUACUUUUGAUAUAAGUUUAUUGUAGUUUAAUCUUGUACAUAUUUUUGUAGAGAUCAUUUAUUGUUAUUGGUAAGUAUAUUAAGUAAACUAUUGUUUUAAUAAUAAUAUAAUACUGUGUUUAUAGUAGUUUUUCAGAAUAAGUGCCUUAUUUUUAAUUUGUAUAUUUAUAUGUAAUAUAAACUUCAAGAUAUGUAUUAUAAAUUUUUACCAAAUAUAUUAAACUUUUAAAGA